AUGUUCUCCGUCAUGCAACAGCUUGCUUCGCUCCAAAGCGAUGAGUCCAAGUCAGUCACUGACAUCAGGACAAACCUGAACAUUGACUUUGCCGAGAAUGACCGCCUCGCGCAAGAGCGCAUGGCGUCGCCGACGGGGCCCGCGUCGGCCUCCUCAGGGCAGCCGACAGGCGCUCAGUCACCGAUCGCGCACGAGGCAGCCGCCCCUGUGGCCGAGGUGGCAGCCCCUGCGGCAGAGGCAGCCACCGCCCCUGCCGCCGAGGACCCGCCCCCCAACAUGGAGCCCCACCCGCCCCUGGAUCUCUUGCUCAGAAGCGGCACCCCGCUGACCACGUGCCAGUGGGCUGGCCGUGGGAAGGCGUUCCCCAACUUCAGACGGCUUGUGAACCACAUCAAGAAGGCCCACUUCGUCACCGAUGACCGGAUCAAGGACCAAUGGGUACACGAGGAGGCCUGGCGCGAGCGCACCCCAACGACCAUCACCGAGGUUGAGCUGGACCACGCCGCCCUGGUGUGGACUGCAGGCGGGGAGGUGGACGAGGCCGACGACGCGAAGGCGUGGAAUGCGAACUGGGACGCCACGCUGCGGGCGCACACCAGCAAGAGGGCCAACAAGGCCAGGCUUCUCGGCUUGAAGGAGCAUACUGUUGGACAAAAGGCGCACUGCAGAGCGCGCCUGCAGCUCACCCGCGCCAUCCUCGACGUGGACUUCGGCCAGGACGUCGCACAGCCCGAGGAGCGCGCCCAGGCCAGAGCUAUCUUCACGCACCCCAAGCCCAAGAACGCGCCCAAGCCAGCGGCGCCGCCCGCCGCGGAGGACCCAGUCGCAAUGGAAGACAGUUUGGCGAUGCGGCAGAUCAAGUCGGCUGGGCCCUACGGCGACACUGGCGAUCAAGACAUCUACAUUGUCCCGCGGCAACGCGGCACCACCGCCGUCGGGCUCGACGCGGUGUCCGUCGCGGCCAUGGGCAACCUGGCAGCGGCGAUGAGGGAGCGCCCAGGAAGCAGAGUCGCCGCGGCACACACGGAUGCCACUGGGGCCACGCCUCCCUCUCCACUGGCGAAGGUCACGCCCAGCCCAGACGCCGCAAAGUGGGAGCCCACGCGGGACGAUGCCUAUCGCCACGCGUGGCCGCUGCCCCAAAAGCCGCUCGAGCUGCCCCACUGCGACGCCUACAUCAAGGACACCAGAGGCUUCGAGCUCGUGACGGCCGACGCCCACGUGCAACGGAUGCAGCAGUUGCUCUCGAUCUUCAGCUUCCCGCUGGAAGCGGGCCCGUUCGGGGCCCCCGCGGCCGUCUUCAAGAGCAACCUGGGGCAGGGCGCUGUCAAGCAGCGAAAAGAUAUCGGGAACCUCUGGAAAUCCCACUUCGCCCCCCUGAAGGCCCGCCCCCAGAGAGACAGCGAGGCCAGCGGCGCUCGCAAGCACGACUUCGGCGAGGGUCGCACGGAGAUGUUCCUAACCGCGGAGGUGGGCCAGGCGGCGGCGUCGUCUUCCAUGAUCGACCUGCACACCAUCUGGCAGCAGGCCAAGGAAGGCGGCGGGCUCGCCCCAAUCGCGGCCCAGCGCGCCGCGAACAUCAUCACGAUGGGCAUCACACACUGCAACAGCUUCGGUGGGCGACCAGGCGAAUUGGAGAAGCUGAAGCGCAAGCAGCUGCUGCGGAGGCACGGGUGGGUGCAUCUGACGGGGCACGCGCGCCCUGGCCCCAACCCACGUCGAAAGUUCCUCGCCGCGGAGGCCGGCGACGAAGACAACCUCGAGAAGGCCCAGGCGCUGGUCGCCGAGGUGAGCGCCCACCGCCAUCCGACGGCCAAGCGCCACCACAAAGUGCAAAGGCCUGGGAAGCUCGCCACGAAGAGCGCGGCGACGUUCAAGGGUCACAGGGGGGACCCCCUUCCCUGA
Messenger RNA from Prorocentrum cordatum, 1905 nucleotides. NCBI's taxonomy places the organism in Eukaryota, Dinophyceae, Prorocentrales, Prorocentraceae. The record is from the annotation of a GenBank genome assembly.